UCGCAGUACUGUCGCUCAGGUGCAGUUCCUACUUCCGCUUCUCUCUUCCCUUUCCUGUUAGGCGAGAGCUGCGCUACGCGAGGGUGUCGGACGCCGUUUCUCGUUUUCAUCAUAUAGACAACAGCCCUGCUGCAAAGAUGGUCAACGUGCCUAAAACCCGAAGAACCUUCUGUAAGAAGUGUGGCAAGCAUCAGCCUCACAAAGUGACACAAUAUAAGAAGGGCAAGGAUUCUUUGUAUGCCCAGGGAAAGAGGCGCUAUGAUCGGAAGCAGAGUGGCUAUGGUGGGCAGACAAAGCCAAUUUUCCGGAAGAAGGCUAAGACCACAAAGAAGAUUGUGCUAAGGCUGGAAUGUGUUGAGCCUAACUGCAGAUCUAAGAGGAUGCUGGCCAUUAAGAGAUGCAAGCAUUUUGAACUGGGAGGAGAUAAGAAGAGAAAGGGCCAAGUGAUCCAGUUCUAAACUUUGGGAUAUUUUUCUUCUGGUUUUGAAGAGAAAAUGUUGAAGCCAUAGAAAAAUUACCUGAGGGAAAAUAAAUAGUGAUAUUCUUACGCAAA
Molecule: messenger RNA, 553 nt
Organism: Chlorocebus sabaeus (green monkey)
Lineage: Eukaryota; Metazoa; Chordata; Mammalia; Primates; Cercopithecidae
Gene: RPL36AL
Product: ribosomal protein L36a like
Biological process (GO): translation
Cellular component (GO): ribosome
Molecular function (GO): structural constituent of ribosome
Source: RefSeq, a predicted model, not a curated record